UGAGUGCUUCACUAAUAACAACAUUGAACUGGCUGGAACUUUUUAUUACUCGGGGAAAUUAACUGUGAAGGAAAGAUUUUAGGGAGGUGAACAUUAGUGUAUGAUAUAAGAGAAGUGUCAGGAAGCUAGCAAGAUGGGAGUGCCAAAAUUUUAUAGAUGGACCAGUGAGCGGUACCCUUGUCUUAGUGAGGUUGUCAAGGAAUACCAGAUACCUGAAUUUGACAACUUGUAUUUGGACAUGAAUGGAAUAAUUCACAUUUGUUCACAUCCCAAUGACAAUGAUCCUCAUUUUCGUAUAACAGACGAAAAAAUAUUUAAGGAUAUCUUCCAUUAUAUUGAGGUGCUUUUCCGGUUAAUCCAGCCAAGAGAAGUAUUUUUCAUGGCAGUUGAUGGAGUGGCACCCAGGGCCAAGAUGAACCAGCAACGUGGUCGCAGGUUCCGCUCUGCCAAUGAAGCAGUAGAAUCGGAAAGAAAAGCGAAAGAACGUGGAGAGGUGCUUCCGACAGAAGAGCGUUUUGACUCUAAUUGUAUCACCCCAGGCACAGAAUUUAUGGCACGGUUGGAUGCGCAACUACAAUAUUUUGUUACCAGCAAGAUAUCACAGGAUAGAUUAUGGCAAAACUGCAAAGUCAUCUACUCAGGGCAUCAGACACCAGGCGAGGGGGAACACAAGAUAAUGGAAUUCAUCAGAUAUACUAAAAGUCAGCCAGAAUACAAUCCCAACACUCGUCACUGUCUCUAUGGCCUUGAUGCUGACCUCAUAAUGCUGGGACUAACUUCACAUGAGCCACACUUCUCACUGCUCAGAGAAGAGGUUCGCUUUGGUGGCAAGAAAGAUGGCAACCGUCGUACACCCACUGCUGAAGAAACUACAUUUCAUUUACUUCAUCUAAGUCUAAUGCGGGAAUACAUCAAUUACGAGUUCUUUGAGUUACAUAAUGCUUUAUCAUUUGGUUAUAACUUGGAAAAUAUAAUUGAUGAUUGGGUAUUAAUGGGGUUUCUUGUUGGCAAUGACUUCAUUCCUCAUCUUCCACACCUUCAUAUAAACAGAGAAGGAUUGCCCAUUCUCUACAGGACAUACAAAGAUGUUUUGCCUACCUUGGAUGGUUACUUAAAUGAUGGAGGCAAAUUACAUCUUGGUAGGUUUGAAAAAUUUAUGGCAAAACUUUCAGAGUUUGAUGUUGAACAGUUUCAUGAACAUAAUGCAGAUUUAAAGUACUUUCACAACAAAAGUUUGAAAGAUGGAAAUGCUUUCAAAGUUAAUAAAGGUAAGGGAAAUAAAGAACUGGAAGCAUUCAACUUUGAAGAUGAAGAUGAAGGAGCUUUUGGUGCUCUUGAAGGUCUUGAUGAAGAAGAAACACUAUGUAAAACUUAUGAGAAGCUAGGUUAUGAGCCAGACCCAAUGUUUGAUGAUGAUGAAGACUUAGAAAGUGACAGUGAAGAUGCUAUAUUUAAUACAGAGUUUCGCCAACAUAAAAGGGCCUAUUACAUGUCCAAGAUGCAUUUCAGGUGCGUCAAUUCGGAUGUAUUGCACGAACAAGCUACAAGUUAUGUGAGAGGUAUACAGUGGAUCUUAAACUACUACUAUAAUGGCAUUUGCUCAUGGUCAUGGUUUUAUCCUUACCAUUAUUCUCCAUAUAUCUCAGAUAUCAAAGACUUUGCAGACAUGGAGAUGAAAUUUGAGAUGGGCAAACCAUUUUUGCCCUAUGAACAACUGCUGGCUGUUUUGCCACCCUUAAGCAGAAAGCUUUUGUCCCAUGCAUAUCAGGGACUCAUGACGAAUGAAGACUCACCACUCAAGGAAUUUUACCCAGUUUCUUUUAAAACAGAUUUAAAUGGAAAACAACAGGAUUGGGAAGCUGUUGUACUUAUACCUUUCAUUGAUGAAAAAAGGCUUUUGGAAGCCAUGAAGCCGUGUAAUGAACAUCUUACAACUGAAGAGAGGUCUCGUAAUACUCAUGGUCCAAUGUUUAUCUACCGCUACAGCCCUGAUAAUUUGGGAGAAUAUAAGAGUCCAAAGUAUUUUCCACCUGUUGGGAUCAACCAUGCUUCUGUAAGCUUGGUGCGGCGAGAAGAAUGGGAACUGUUGCCAGAAAAGAUAUACAAAGGCUUGUGUAAAGGGGUCAAACAAAAUGUUUAUUUUGCUGGUUUUCCUUCAUUACGCCAUAUUGAUCAUAAGUUUCACAUUGCUAAGGAAGGGGUGAAAGUGUUUCAACAGAACAGUCGAGGAGAGAACUUCAUCCUUGAUAUUACUGAAACGAAGGAUAAGCCUGACCUCAAAGACCUGGCUCAUCUGUUACUAGGAAAAGCUGUCUUUGUAUCCUGGCCCCACCUCCUGGAAGCUAAGGUAGAAGCAGUAAGUGACAACCAAGAACGUUACUCACUACUUGGAGGGACAGUGCAAAGACAAAUAGUUGAAGGUCGUAUGAAGGAAGAGUUUUCCUCGUCAAAGAACCACAUAAUCUCCCAUUAUCAUGACCGCUGGGGUGUUGAAAUUGGGAACACUGAAAUUCUAGUUUAUGCAGCACCAAUGACUGGAAGAAAAUAUGUGCCAACCUCAAGUGGAAGAAUGUCACUAGAGAAAGAAUGGUCUAAAAUAGUUCAAGCAUAUGCGCAUCAGGUAGUUGUCAGGGAUAUUGUUGCUCAUGAUCCUGGUUACAAGCAGCAUCUCACACCUCAAGAAUAUUUUCCUAAGCGCACCAAGGUCUUCAUGCUUGGGCAACCUCACUAUGGAUGUAUGGGAGAGGUUAUUGAGAUUGACCCUAAUCAUAAAGGUAGAAUAAGAGUGGCUAUGACUGUGACAUCGGAGCCAAAUUUUGACGUUGUCAAACAAAAGCAAAGUCUGCUACAGGACAGGUAUAUGGGAGGUUACUUUGCUGCCCAGAAGGUUGGUAUAUCGUCUCACCUGCUAGCUCGCAUUACGGGUACAGUGUUUCUAGUCCCUCCUUCUGGACCUAAUAAUCCUAUGGCUGAUGUAGAAAUGAAGAACAAGCUGAAUAUAGGACUCAAUCUCAAAAGUAACAAAAGAAAUGAAGAGGUUUGUGGUUACAGUCGCAAGGCUCUGGACCCUUAUGAAAAACCUUCAUGGUUGUACUCUGAUCAGGUGGUCGAAUCUCUUCUGGAAUAUCAAAAGAAUUUUCCAGAAAUAUUUGAACAUUUAUCUUCAAAUGAUGGACAGAAGGACAUAUUUUAUCAAGAUCAAGUUUUUGGAGUAAAUUACAAGGAGCGUGUUGCACAACUUACUGACUGGUUAAAGAAUGCAAACUUUGCCAAAGCCGAGCGCCAGCCUUGUGGAACACAGUCCCUGGGAGAGGCCAUAGUGUCACGUCUUGUGGAAGAAAUUGACAAAGUAUCUACUAUAAGGGCCAGGAUUGUAAAAAUGCAAGUGCGGCCACAUUUACUUUAUAAGCCCAACCCACUGCAGGGCAGUAGUCCUCCAGAUCACACAGUCACCUAUAAGAUGUUUGACAGAGUAAUCAAUGUGCGAGAAGGGUUUUCUGUUCCUAUUGGUGCAAAAGGAACUGUUAUGGGAAUCCAACCAGCUGACAAGGAGGCCGAUAUCUUGUAUGAUAUUCUCUUUGAUGAAGCUUUUCCUGGAGGACUUACUCUUCGAGGCCCCACCUCAGCACAGCGUUGCUACCGCUUACACUGGGCAGCCAUGAUUAAUAUUUCCCAUGGUAGUCGAUUACCAACUGGAACAAAUAACCACAGAGUUGGCUCAGGUUCAUCCUGUCAUCAGGUUCCUGAGGAUGCUCACACUUCCAAGGCCCAAAGAACGAGAAAGCUAAACAAUUACGAUAGCCCACAGCCUCCUGACCCAAAUCAGUUACCAAGUCCUUCUGGUCUUAGAAUGAACUGUCACACUGGCAAUCAUUAUCCUGGUGUUGCAAAUGGUGACAUAACUGGCAUGAAGAGCCAAUCUCCUAGACACAAUGAGGUACAACUGAGUCACUGAUGCUGGAACUGAUAAUGCAUCUCUAUUGCAACAUACAAAAGGAUUCAUUUGCUUCACUUGCUUCAAGCUAGGAAAAUUAGUGUUCUUAUGUUUUUCCAUUAAAUUAUAAGUUAUAGAUUAACAGAUUUUAAGCUUGAAUUCAGUUUCAUAUACAGUGGAUCCUCGAAUUUCAUCAUCCCUUUUCUGUAUGUAAAACUAUAGUUAUUCUCUAUAAAAUGUAUUUUUUGUUAAUAUUUCCCAUAAGAAAUAAUGUGAAUCCAAUUAAUCCAUUCCAGACACCCAAAAAUAUAUAAAAAAAAAUACAUUUUAUAGAUAAUAACUAUAGUUUUACAUAAAGAAAAGGGAUGAUGAAAUUCAAGGGUCCACUGUAAUUAAAUGUAAUAUAAAUAUAUUUGUAAUAUUUCUUGUUUUGUUAUUUUUGUAUCUGCCCACAUGAACCAUUGCAUAUAGUAAGGCAAACACAACAUCUGAACUUUGGUAAAACAUUCAUUAAAAUAAAAUAAUAGGAAUGUUGUGCAAAUGAUAAAAAGAUGAUUGUGGAUGUUAUGAAUGAGAAGAAGCUGGAUAUCCUGGCUUUAAGUGAAACAAAUCUGAAGGGGGUGGGAGAGUUUCAGUGGAGAGGAAUAAAUGGGAUUAGGUCAGGGGUUUCAAAUAGAGUUAGAGCUAAAGAAGGAGUAGCAAUAAUGUUGAAGGAUAAGUUAUGGCAGGAAAAGAGGGACUAUAAAUAUAUUAAUUCAAGGAUUAUGUGGAGUAAAAUAAAGACUGGAUGUGAAUAGUGGGUUAUAGUAAGCGUAUAUGCACCUGGAGAAGAGAGAAGUGUAGAGGAGAGAGAGAUUUUGGGAAAUGUUGAGUGAAUGCGUGGGGAGUUUUGAACCAAGUGUGAGAGUAAUGGUGGUUGGGGAUUUCAAUGCUAAAGUGGGCAAAAAUGUUGUGGAGGGAGUAGUAGGUAAAUUUGGGGUGCCAGGGGUAAAUGAAAAUGGGGAGCCUUUAAUUGAGGUAGGGAAGAACUUGUUUGAUACUCAAACGGAUCUGCACUCGAACAGCCUUCGAGUGCUGUAUGUAUAUUAUUUAUUUAUUGAAAAGACUUGGGGAACCCUAUUAGCCAGACUUGAGUUUUAUAGUGGGAAUUAAAGUACCUACACUCUGAAGGAUGGGUGGGGAUAUUUGUAGUUUGGAGGGGUAUCUGAACUAUGUUAUUGGCAUGCCUCUGGCAAGACAGUGAUUGAGUGAAUUAUGGUGGCAGUGUUUCUUUUUCAGUUCACUCUGCCUUGGUGGGAGACAGUCAGUAUGUUGAAAAUGAUGCAUAUAUUUAUUUAUAUAUUUCCAUUCAUGUCGUAAGAGGCAACUAAAAUGCCAGGAGCAAGGGGCUAGUAACCACUUCUCCUGUAUACAUUACAAAAUUUAAAAAGAGAAACUUUCGUUUUUCUUUUUGGGCCUCCCUGCCUUGGAGGGAUAUGGCUGAUUUGUUGAAAGAUUUAUUUAUGUAUUUGAAUAUUUAUGUGUAGGGUUAAGGUGGUUUGAGCAUGUAGAAAGGAUGGUAAGGAAUGGAUGUCAAAAAAAGGUUGUAUAAUUAUGGCGUGGAAGGUAGGAGGGGAAGGGAUCAUCCCAGGAACAGUUGGAGGGAGGUAAAAGAGGCUGAGCUUUAGGGGUUUGAGUAUCCAGCAGGCUUGUGCAAGUAUGUUAAGCAGGAAUGAAUGGAGACUAGUAGUUUAUAAUGUAUGUGUUGUUGUAGUGUGAGCAAAGUUACAUUUAUGAAGGGAUUCAUCAAAACUGGUUAGCUGGACUUGAAUCCCAGGGGCAGGAGGGCAGUGCCUGCCCUCUGCAGGAGGGGUGGAGAUGUUGCAGCCAGAGGGUGAGCUGAGGGUGAUAGUGAAUAAAUGAUGGUGACUAUUUUCUCUGGGUCAUCCUACCUUGAUGGGAGAUGGCUAUUGGGUUAAAAAAUAUUUCCAUAAAUGGUAUUUAGAGUAUUUUUUAUUAAAGUUUAAAGGUUGAGUUUGCCCUUUCUAUCCAGCAACACCUUGUAUUCAUUAUGCCUUUUCUCAGUGCAUAGAUUGGUAUUUGUGUAGCUGAGAUCUUCUGUGCUGCCUUAGAAUGCUUUUCUUUUCAUGUUGAUAUUCACUAUUUAUUACUUUAGAGUAUUGAAGCUCAUGAGUUACUCUUCCUGAAAGCAGCACUUCUUUGUUGUGACCGAUGAGAUAUGAAGGUGAGAUCAAAUGAAUGCUCGUAUUGCUCCAAUUUUGCAGUUCCCACACUGUACUCGUAUGUAAUUAAAGAAGGCAUAACUAAGAUAGUUUCACUUAAUGAAAAAUUGUCUUAGGGUUUUUGAAUUUCAAGAUAUGCAGUACAAAUCAUCUGCCCUAAGAAAUGGAGGCAAUGCAGUAUAGCUAAAUUUGGCUGCAUUCAAGUGAUUGUAAUUUAAUACCAUUUGUCAGAAAUUGUGUUAGUUGCCCAUAAUUCGUUUUCAACUGGCACAAAUGUAACAGAUAUUUUCUGUCAUAGUAGAUAUAUCUAACAUCCAUAACACACUAGGCUUAUUAACGGCUAAAACCUGAUGAUAGCUUAUGUUAGAUGAGACAUCAUGUAAUCUGCCUUUGGGUUUUUUAAAAUAAAACUAAAAGCUGAGCAGCUCUUAUGGUAAGUUAAACCUACCUGACUUCACACACAAGUUAGAAACAUGUUCAUAUCUGAAAAUCAAGAAAUAAUGUACUAUCAGGCCCAGUCCUCCUGGUUAGAAGCUGCACAUACUGCCGAUCACACCAUGCAGGCAACUAUAUUGAAAUAAAUAAAAUGUAGAUUAUUGAAUAUACUAUGAGUACACUUAAAUAGGGGGCAUUUUGUAAAAUAUUGUUUGGUGUACCAAUUUUAUCCCACCACAAUUGGUGGGAUAAACUACUGAUCAUAACCUAUUCAGGUUAUGAUCAGUAGUGUGCAUGUCUUGCAAACAGGAGGACUGGGUUUAAUCCUGCAGGAAUUCUUGAUUGAUUUUUCAGAAUUAUGUAUUCGCAACAGUGUGAUAUUUGUUUUAGAUAGAAAUGAAAAGGAUUAUGGCUCAUGUUAGGAGAGGCACCAGUAUGAAAACUGCUUUCAGUAUCUUGACCCAUUUGUGGUAUGAUUGAUAAUAUGUGCACUUUGAAGCCAGGAGAACAGGUUUGUUUGCAGGAGACUUCUUCAUUUUCUGUGAGUUACUUAUACAGCAUACUAAAUUUUCAACAUAGUUUUUAUAUUUAUUACACUUCUGUACUAGCCAGAUUACAGAAUUAUGUUAGGUUAGAUAAUUUCGUCAUGUAAAUUAAUCACAUGGAGAAAUGCCAUAUACAGGUACAUGUAGCAAGAGUUGUGCUAUUUGAGGAAGUGGAGACAGUAUGGAAAUUGGAGCAAGUGCUAUGUAGGUUCCAAAUGUGUAGUGACAAGUUACUUCAAUGUAUUUUAUAAGGAAAGGAUAAUUUUGUUUGUCAUAAAAAAUGAGUAAUCUCCUGCUAAUCAGGGCUUAGUCAUAUGCAGAUCUACAUAAUGAAACUUUUGAUCAUUUGGCUAAAGCUUUCCAUAAACAUUGGCUUAUCAGCCCACCCCUUGAAAAAUUUAGUAUCACGUCCUAAGAUGUGUAUAAUAUGGUUUAGAGGAAUCACAUAAUUCAGAGCAUAUAGGGAUGUAACAGAUGAAUUUAAGGAAAAUAUAACUGUGAUAAUGCAUUGAAGAAUAUAAAUUAAUGUUCUUUAUAAUUAUUAUUAGUUUGAAUGUUUUUGACAGUAAAAAAAGAUGUACAAAGAUCUUUGUUUGUAUUACACUGUGUGUUUACUAACAGUCAAAUAACCAGGUACAUUAUGAUGAACAGUAUCUAUUUAAGUUACUCUGAUUUACACUUCCUUGAUAUAACUGUAUUAAAAGUAUCAAACAUUUUCACUCACCUUUUGUAAGAACAUUUAUUAAGAAAUGGAUUAAAUGGAAGAAUUUCCGUCCUGUGAUCAAUUUGCACCUGAAACAGAUACAUACUGCCAUGUCACUUUUAACCUAGAGAACUAAUUUUCUAUCUAAUAUAUGUAUAACAGAUAGAGAUAAUUAGGCAUAAUAUUUUUGCUUCAUAUUUAAUAUUUCCCUAUUAUAAAAUUUUCCCAGAGAACUAGGUUUUUUAUGACAGUAUUACACUAUUUGUGUACAGUACCUAUUAAAAAUGGUAGAAUGUAUAUUUUAUUGUGUAUGUUCAUGGUACACUUGACACUCAUUUAUUGAUAUCUAGUCCUCACUCUUUGGUCAGAUUAUUUUUUUAGAUCAGUGAAAAAGGCUGAUCAUAUUUCUUGAUGAAGCAUGUUAAUAGUGUGUAUAAUAAAACAUGAUUUUGAAUA
Cherax quadricarinatus is the source of this 8295-nucleotide messenger RNA. RefSeq names its product 5'-3' exoribonuclease pacman. Lineage: Eukaryota; Metazoa; Arthropoda; Malacostraca; Decapoda; Parastacidae. The record is from RefSeq and is a predicted model, not a curated record. Gene Ontology annotation, molecular function: transferase activity; nucleic acid binding; 5'-3' exonuclease activity. Gene Ontology annotation, biological process: nuclear-transcribed mRNA catabolic process.